Molecule: messenger RNA, 816 nt
Organism: Stylonychia lemnae
Lineage: Eukaryota; Ciliophora; Spirotrichea; Sporadotrichida; Oxytrichidae
Source: the annotation of a GenBank genome assembly
AUGCUUAUUAUAGCAUCUACUCUGGUUUCAGCCUAAACUCCAGAUUCUUGCUAAUGGAAGGACCCAGUAUUUGGAAAUAACUACGACCUCACCCACCUCAAAAGGCCAAAGAAUGAUCCUUGGAAAGUAUAUGAUGCUCAGACAUCUGGAAUGUUUAACAUUGAGUACACUUUUAAUUUCUGCGAGACUGUGCCCAAGAAAUGCAACGGAGUUGAGGCCUCUGCGAUUGAAUUCCUGGAUAUUUAUGACACUGAGACUGAUACCUGCGAGGUACUAGGUCAAUCUACUUAAAAGAUGAAUCAUCUCAUAGAUGACAGAGAUGCUAAUAAAGGCCUACUAGUUGCUUAUAUGGGAGGAGCACUAUGUGAAGGAUCAGACACACCAUCUCUAAACGGGUUACCCAGGAAAGUGCUUUUCAGACUUGAAUGUGGAGAAUAACAAGACGAAAAUUUCAUUCUCAAUGAGAUGGGAAACACUCAGGGCUCAACUAAGUGUGAAUUACAUUUUAAAAUGAAAACUCCAGUAGCUUGCCCAGGAUUUGCAGCAGCAUUGGCAAAAUAAAGUGAACGAGGUUUGACAUAUUACUUACUGUGCUUGUCCAUAGCUUUUCUUAUUUACAAUAUUAUUGGCACGUACUACAACCAAAAAAGACAUAAUAAAUUUGGUUUCGAUGCAGUCCCACACAUUGACAAAUGGAGAUCGUUGCCAUCCUAAUUUAAAUCAUUCUCAAUAAUAGCAAUGGAAAAGAUUUUAAUGGGACUAGCCCUGACGAGAGGAUAUGUAAAUACAAAAAUGCAAACCUACAAAGGGGUGUGA